Trypanosoma theileri is the source of this 645-nucleotide messenger RNA. RefSeq names its product 60S ribosomal protein L10a. The record is from RefSeq and is a predicted model, not a curated record. Gene Ontology annotation, biological process: translation. NCBI's taxonomy places the organism in Eukaryota, Euglenozoa, Kinetoplastea, Trypanosomatida, Trypanosomatidae. Gene Ontology annotation, cellular component: large ribosomal subunit. Bases 1 to 645 code for a protein of 214 amino acids. The transcript has a single exon. Gene Ontology annotation, molecular function: structural constituent of ribosome; RNA binding.
AUGUCCAAGAUCCCUCCAGCACAGCUGUCAGAGGCCAUUCAGGCCGUCCUGAGCACCCGCAAGGAGCGCAAGUUCAAGGAGAGCAUUGAUCUGCAGGUGAACCUGAAGAACUACGACCCCCAGAAGGACAAGCGUUUCUCCGGCUCUAUUCGUCUUCCUCACGUCUGCCGUCCUCGCAUGACCGUCUGCCUGCUGUGCGACCUUGUGCACGAGGAUAUCGCUAAGAAGAACGACGUGCCGACGAUGAACCAGGAAGAGCUGAAGAAGCUGAACAAGAACAAGAAGCUCGUGAAGAAGAUGUGCAACAAGUAUGAUGCGUUCUUGUGCUCAGAGUCCAUCAUCAAGACGGUGCCCCGUCUUGUGGGUCCUCACAUGCAUCGUGUUGGUAAGUUCCCAACAGUGUGUGCGAUGAGCGAGAGUCUGCCUGAGAAGGUGCUUGAGCUUCAGUCCACUGUUAAGUUCCAACUGAAGAAGGUGCUUUGCCUUGGUACAUGUGUGGGUCAUGUGGAAAUGACAGAGGAUCAGGUGCGUCAGAACACUGUUAUGGCACUCAACUUCCUCGUCUCACUCCUGAAGAAGAACUGGCAGAACCUCAAGUCUGCGUACAUCAAGUCCACAAUGGGUAAGCCACAACGCAUCUACUAG